Linderina pennispora is the source of this 1307-nucleotide messenger RNA. Its product is annotated as mannose-6-phosphate isomerase. The transcript has a single exon. Gene Ontology annotation, cellular component: cytosol. The coding region runs from base 38 to 1255 and encodes 405 amino acids. Gene Ontology annotation, biological process: GDP-mannose biosynthetic process; carbohydrate metabolic process. The record is from RefSeq and is a predicted model, not a curated record. Gene Ontology annotation, molecular function: mannose-6-phosphate isomerase activity; zinc ion binding. NCBI's taxonomy places the organism in Eukaryota, Fungi, Kickxellomycota, Kickxellomycetes, Kickxellales, Kickxellaceae.
UUCUUUUUUUUCUCCGAAAUUGCAUCUGUUUACUAAGAUGUCGGUCAUUCGUCUUACUUGCAACGCCAACAACUACGCCUGGGGCAAGCACGGCAGCUCUAGCAAGGCAGCCCAGUUCGCCGCGACCAACCCGAACGUCGCCAUCGACGAGAACCAGACCUACUCUGAGCUCUGGAUGGGCACGCAUCCGAACGGCCCCUCGACAGUCUUUGGCACCACCACCCUGCUCUCGUCGGUCGUGGACGCUGACCCCGCCAGGGCUCUGAGCGCGGCAGUGGUCUCCAAGUUUGGCCCCCAGCUGCCGUACCUGUUCAAGGUGCUGUCGAUCGAAAAGGCGCUGUCGAUUCAGGCCCACCCCGACAAGAAGCUGGCGGAGAAGCUGCACACCGAGCGCCCGCACGUCUACAAGGACCCGAACCACAAGCCAGAAAUGUCGAUAGCGCUGACCGAGUUCAUCGCCAUGAGCGGAUUCCGCCCGCUCGAGGAGAUCUCGCAGAACAUCGACGAGUACCCCGAGUUCAAGGCCCUGGUUGCCACCUCCGCCGCUGCGUUCCAGCAGUCAGCAAAGGACGGCUCUACCCAGGACAAGAAGCAGCAGCUCAAGGUCCUGUUUGCCGAGUUAAUGAACUCCAAUCCUGAGGCCGUCAAGGAGCACCUGGAUGCGCUGCUGAAGCGUGUGUCCAAGUCUGCCGAUCCUAUGGAUCUGUCAUUGCCGGCCCUUGUCCACCGUCUGAACGCAGAGUAUCCGGGCGACGUGGGUGUGUUCUGUGUAUUUAUGCUAAACGUUCUUCAUCUGCAUGCCGGCGAUGCCUUUUAUAUGGGCCCGAACGACCCACACGCGUAUAUUUACGGCGACUGUAUCGAGUGCAUGGCGACAUCGGACAAUGUCGUGCGCGCUGGCCUCACACCCAAGCUCAGGGACGUGCCGGUUCUGGUGGAUAUGCUGACAUACGACUUUGGCACCCCCGAGGGCAAGCUGCUGAAGGCGCCCAGGAUUAUGCAGCACUCGACCAUCUACGACCCGCCUAUCGAUGAGUUCUCGGUGCUCCGCACCCAGCUCAGCAGGGGCGAGUCGGAGAGCGUCAAGCUGAGCGGCCCGCAGGUCCUCAUCGCCACCGAGGGCAGCGGCAAGCUGGUGGCCGACAAGGAGUACGAGCUGAAGCCCGGCUUCGUGUACUACAUUUUCCCGAACACGCAGUUCGCCAUCUCCGCCGAUGGCUCACUGGUCACAUAUACGGCUGUCUGCCAGGCAUAGCUUUUUUUAAUUAAGUAAUCGACCUUUUUCCUAGAUAUGGAGAUUUGACUGC